Ambispora gerdemannii is the source of this 1620-nucleotide messenger RNA. Lineage: Eukaryota; Fungi; Glomeromycota; Glomeromycetes; Archaeosporales; Ambisporaceae. The record is from the annotation of a GenBank genome assembly.
AUGUUUUCAAACUUGAAUAAAUGCGUUGCAAGUUCACGAUUCGGGCGUUACUUUAAGCUGGAAAAUUCUGGCGCAAAGAAGUCUCGAGACAAUACAAAAUUUACAACAGAGUUGCGUGCAGGCAUUGCAACAUUUUUAACAAUGGCAUAUAUUCUAUCAGUAAAUGCUACAAUAAUAGCUGAUUCAGGUGGUCCGUGUGAAUGUAAAAUGCAUACAGAACCCGAUAAUUCCGCGUAUCCAUGUAUCGACGAUGAAUAUGCAAAGUGUAUUAUGAUCUUAAAGAAAGACUUGAUAACAGCUACUGCGGCUAUUUCUUGUAUAUGUACUGCAAUUUUUGGCUUAUUUUCAAAUUUACCAUUUGCAUUAGCUCCGGGAAUGGGAAUUAAUGCAUAUUUUGCAUAUACGAUGGUUGGCAAACAUGGAUCAGGAAAAAUGACAUAUGGAACAGCUUUGUCUGUAGUAUUCAUAGAAGGAAUAUUGUUAUUUAUACUGUCACUUUUAGGAAUUCGUCAAAAGCUUUCAAAAUUUGUACCUAUGAGCAUAAGAGCGGCAAUAGGAGUUGGAAUUGGGUUGUUUCUUACAAUCACAAGUUUUCAAAAAUCAUCGGGGAUCAGUUUAAUCUCAUAUGAUCCAAAUUCAUUAUUGACACUUGGUGGUUGUCCAGAUGAAUACUAUAAUAAAGACGGCUCUUGUAAUGGUCAUUAUCUUGAAAGUGGAACGACUUGGCUUGGAAUUCUGGGAUUUUUUAUUAUACAAAUCCUAAUAUUGUAUCAAGUCAAAGGAGCAAUUUUGUUUGGAAUCUUAUUUGUUAGCAUUAUUUCGUGGAUUAGAAAUUCACCAAUUACUUAUUUCCCGGAUACAACGGAAGGCAAUAUACGAUAUGAAUAUUUUAAAGAAAUAAUAAAUUUUCAUAAAAUUGAAAGUAUAUUAGGAGUACUCGAUUUUGACUAUCAAAAUAAGGAUGUAUGGAUUGCAUUAUUCACACUUUUGUGUGUUGAUCUUCUUGAUACAACAACUGGUCUAUAUCAGAUUUCGAAAUUUGCUGGGCUAGAUAAGGAGAACGGAAGUUUCAAAGGAUCAAAUUCUGCAUUUCUUUGUGACGCUAUUUCUAUAUCCUUAAGUGCAAUUUUUGGCAGUUCACCAACAACAGUAUACUUUGAAUCCUGCGUUGGAAUAACGGAAGGCGGACGUACGGGGAUAACAGCGCUUGCCACUUCAAUUUGUUUCUUUAUCAGUUUGUUUUUUGCUCCAAUAUUUGCGAGUUUUCCGCCUUGGGCUACGGGUCCUGCGCUUUUAGUGCUUGGCAUCAUGAUGAUGAGUAAUGUAAAAGAUAUUAAUUGGAUCUAUCCUGGUGAUGCUGUACCUUCUUUCUUAACUAUCGUUAUUAUUCCAUUUACUAUGAAUAUUUCACAUGGAACUAUCACCGGAAUAAGUACCUACAUUCUUAUUAAUGGCUUCGUUUGGCUUUUGGAAACAGUUUCACGAGGUAAAAUAUUACCACCAGAGAAAAAUUUAAAAGAACCUUUUGCUAAAACGCUUUCGGACAAGACACUACCAACAAUCAAUAUUGUGUGUACUGCAUAUAGCUGUAGAUUUUUAAAGGUAUUAGAAAAAUGGUAG